GUUUUUUCAUUGAUUAAAAUGGGGCUAAUUAUAGUCCUCACUCAUGAGGAGGUUGUGAGGCAUCAGUGUGAUGCCUGGCAUUGGUCCUGGUGCAUAGUUAGUGCUUGGUAUGUGAAAUGCUGUUGUUCUGUCUGACUUACUGAAGCCUCUCCAUGCCUUGCUCUUUGAGAGAUGUUGGUUGUGUUGUCUUUGUCCAGUGGUAAAAUCCCGAAGGGAAAAGGGAUCUUAGGAGCCAAGUACAGGGUGAAGUGACGUCCGUGGUCAUGUUCAUCCUACUUGGGAGUAAAGGAGAGAGCCUCACAUCUGGGGGCUUUGGGAAGGCUUCACAAAGCAGGUGGCAGCCAAGCAGAGUGAUGGAGAGCUUGCCAGGAGGACAGGAGGAGCAAGCAUUCCAGGCACAGUUUACAGAUGGGGACACUGAAGCCCGACUGGUGAAGUCCCUUGCCAAGGUCACACAGCUAAUGCCAAGCUCUGGAGUUUGUUUGUUUUUUGCUGCGCCUUGCGGCAUGUGGGAUCUUAAUUCCCUGACCAGGGAUCGAACCUGUGCCCCCUUCAGUGGAAGCGUGGAGUCUUAACCACUGGACCGCCAGGGAAGUCCUCAAGCUCUGGUUUUUGUUAACCUCAGUAUUCCUGGCUCCUAGAACAGUGCCUCACACACAGCUCCAGGGAGCAGAGUGAAGGCGAGGGAGGAUGGUCUCUGUAACCAUGGCCACUUCCGAGUGGAUCCAGUUCUUUAAGGAAGCCGGCAUUCCUCCGGGACCUGCUGUCAAUUACGCAGUGAUGUUUGUGGAUAAUAGGAUCCAGAAGAGCAUGCUGCUGGAUCUCAACAAGGAAAUCAUGAAUGAGCUGGGCGUGACUGUGGUGGGCGACAUCAUUGCCAUCCUCAAGCAUGCCAAGGUGGUGCACCGCCAGGACAUGUGCAAAGCUGCCACUGAGUCGGUACCCUGCAGCCCCAGCCCCCUUCCAGGCGAGAUUCGCCGAGGCGCCUCUAGCGCCGCCUCCCGGAUGAUCACCAAUAGCCUGAACCGAGAUUCCCCACCCGGCACUCCCCCCAGGCGGCCGGACACCAGCACCUCCAAGAUCUCUGUCACCGUGUCCAACAAGAUGGCAGCAAAGAGUGCCAAGGCUGCCGCAGCCCUGGCCCGCCAGGAGGAGGAGAGCUUGACUGGUCCCACCAAGCGGCGCCGGGUCACGGCCGAGAUGGAGGGGAAGUACAUUAUCAACAUGCCCAAAGGCACCACCCCCCGGACCCGUAAGAUCCUGGAGCAGCAGCAGGCAGUGAAAGGUCCCCACAGGACGUCUGUGUUUGACCGCCUUGGCGCCGAGACCAAGGCAGACACGACGACGGGGAAUAAACCCACAGGAGUCUUCAGCCGCCUGGGGGCCACCCCAGAGAUGGACGAGGAUCUGGCUUGGGACAGUGACAACGACAGCAGCAGCUCUGUCCUGCAGUAUGCCGGGGUCCUGAAGAAGCUAGGCCGGGCCCCAGCCAAAGCCAGUCCCCAGCCCGCACUAACUGUCAAAGCCAAGGCCACAAGCUCGGCGGCACCGGCUGCCGCCCCAACGCUGCGGCGCCUGGCUUUUUCCUCACGACCUGGGCUCGAGAGGAAGCCGGAGUCCCUAUCCAAAGUCAGCAUCAUCCAGAGACUGGGCAAGGCUGCCCUCGUGCCGGAGGCCCAGGACAGCCAGGUCACGAGCACCAAGAGUAAGUCCUCGGCUGAGGUCAAGGUCACCAUUAAGAGGACUCUGGUGGGGCCCCGGGGGAGCAGCUCCAGCGAGGGCCUUGGUGCCCAGAUGGACCACGCGGGCACUGUGAGCGUGUUCAAAAGACUGGGCCGCAGGACCUUCUAGCCCAAGGGCGGGGCGCAGGCCCCUCUCCAGACUCCAGGCUCCAUCAGAGUCUUCAGCGAGGGCGCGCUCACGCCUCCCUGCCGGCUGCUGGAUGACACUGCUUGUCUCCCUCAGGCAUUCUGCCAGCCUGAGCUUUCUGGGGAUUCACCCAGUUUUUCUGAGUCUGAGAUGGUCAUUGUGGCCCGGCCUUGCCGCUCUGGGACUUUCCCUUCUCUCCCGUCCUCUGUUCUCUCCUCUCUGACCGUGGCCUUGGCAGGACACACUUUUCUACCUCUCCAAGUGCCAAGUGCCCUUUUCCUGUCCUCCAUUCCCCAUCCUCCCUCUCAGCAACAUCUGCUGCCUCAAACCCUGGCUCCGGGCCUCCCUGUCCCCCAGGGUGGGUGUCGUCUGAAGGGGCUCCCGUGUCCCCCACCCCCCUGGCUUCCUCGCUGCCCUCCCUCCUCUGCCCCCUCCCCCGGAUGCUGUGACUUCUCUCUCUCCGUCUCUUCACUCUGUUCAUUUCUUUUCUGUUUUCUGUCCGUGUGGCAAGGCCCGACUGUCCGCUGCGUCCUGCCUGACCCUCCUGCACCUCCGGCCUCCCAGCGGCCCCCUCGUCGGCGGCGGUGGCGUCGAGCCUGUAGAGACUGUUAGCCGCCGUCACUCCUAGGCUGGAGGGACGUCCCCAGACCCCAGGCUGCAGCUGGGGCACCUGCCUGGGCAUCUUUUUCCCUGAAAGUCGGUGGCGGGUGGCGCGUAAGGGGCACGAAGGAGGGAAGCCAGCACCGAGAGAAGAAAACAGCUAUUUUAAUAUAUUUUUGUGACUUUCA
Messenger RNA from Mesoplodon densirostris (Blainville's beaked whale), 2657 nucleotides. RefSeq names its product chromosome 19 C19orf47 homolog (gene C19H19orf47). The coding region runs from base 691 to 1851 and encodes 386 amino acids. Gene Ontology annotation, cellular component: nucleus. The record is from RefSeq and is a predicted model, not a curated record. The transcript has 11 exons. NCBI's taxonomy places the organism in Eukaryota, Metazoa, Chordata, Mammalia, Artiodactyla, Ziphiidae.